Messenger RNA from Acanthopagrus latus (yellowfin seabream), 4267 nucleotides. RefSeq names its product leucine-rich glioma-inactivated protein 1-like. Gene Ontology annotation, molecular function: protein binding. Gene Ontology annotation, biological process: myelination. Lineage: Eukaryota; Metazoa; Chordata; Actinopteri; Spariformes; Sparidae. The coding region runs from base 805 to 2442 and encodes 545 amino acids. The record is from RefSeq and is a predicted model, not a curated record. The transcript is spliced from 8 exons.
AGGGAGAAGAAAAAAAAAAGGGGGGGGGAGGGGCUAGACAUCAGGUUAUGAUUGUAAUGGAAUUAAUGACACACCGCCCUGUGGUGGCAGGAUGUUGCAAUCUCGUGGCGCCGACACAGCAGCUGUAGUUCCAUGAUGAGCAAAUUCAUCUUCAUCGGGUUUCCCACCGCAUAGACAGCCCGUGUGCGUCUGCGCCACACGCUGCGAUCCGCUGGCUCGUGUCAGGGCUUCGUUUUUUCUCCAGCUGAUUCACCCGAGAAAAAAGAAAAAAAGAAAGAAAGAAAAGAAAAAAGAAAAAAAAAAUUCACACCAAGUCCUUUGCCUAUUGGGCGGCAUCUUCCAGGGAGGGAGCGUGGCACAGAGCGUUGGCUGAAAUCAUAGGCGUGGUUUUGGAUGGAGAUGCUCCGUCUGCUCCCGCUGGGAUCCCCACCUGCCGUCACACCGCCGUUUGUCACCGCGCCAGCUGGUACUUUCCUGAGCGCGGCGCGCAUUUGAUCGGAUUCGUGUUUCUGUCACACGGGUGUGGGGGGGGUGGGGGACUGGUGUUGGUGUGUAUGGGGGGUGUAGCGUAAUCACAGCGCGGAGGACUGAACGGGGCGCCAGGUUUUUAAUCAUCUCCGGAGCGGCGGCGGCGCACGGAAGGCGCACGGCGGAGAUAAACAAGAGCGGACAGCGCGUCGCUUCGGCCUCCAGGCAGCAGCAGCAGCAGCAGCAGCGGCAGCAGCAGCAGAGGCUCCUCGGCGGUUGGGAAAGGAAGCGCGGCGGAGAGCCUGGUUCAUGUGCAGGGCUGUUUGACGCGCAAGGAUGGAAAAUACGCUCAAGAUGCCCACAAGAUCUCCGUGGCUCGGCUUGCUGGUGGUGGCGUCUGUUUUACUCGCAGUGGACAGCAAGAGAGCCAGGCAGCCCCGCUGUCCCGCAUCAUGUAUAUGUACCAAAGAUAACGCGCUGUGCGAGAGGGCAGGACUGAUCCCCCGCAGCUUCCCCCCCGAUGUCAUAUCACUAUCAUUCGUCAAGUCCGAAUUCACUGAGAUCCCGAAGGAGAGCUUCAUCCACACGCCUGCCCUGCAUCUCCUCCUCUUCACGGCCAACAACCUGGAGUCCAUAAACGAGGACGCGUUCCUUGGUCUUCCUCAUCUCGAGUACCUGUUCAUCGAAAACAACCAAAUCAAGUCGAUUUCGCCGGCUGCUUUCCGAGGACUGAAAACCUUAGUGCACCUGAGUCUGGCCUACAAUAAUCUGGACACGCUGCCCAAAGAUUUGUUCAAGGGUCUUGAGGCGCUGACGAAAGUAGACCUGCGAGGGAACCAGUUCACCUGCGACUGUAAGCUGAAGUGGUUGGUGGAGUGGAUAUACAGCACCAAUGCCACAGUGGAUCAGAUUUACUGUAAAGGGCCGGCCUCACAGCUGGACAAGAAGAUCAACGAUCUGGUGCCGCAGUCCUUUGACUGCAUCACCACAGAGUUUGCUUCCUACCAGUCCCUGAAGUUUGAAUCCAUAUCGGUGGAGGCGUUUUCCUUCGGAAAUGAUCAGUAUGUGGUGUUUGCUCAGCCCUUCAUUGGGAAGUGCAGCUUUCUAGAGUGGGAUCAUGUGGAGAUGGUCUUCAGGAACUAUGACGAUAUUGACAGCACAUGCACAGUGAUCUGCAAGCCCCUGGUCAUUGACAACCAGCUCUUUAUCAUCGUGGCUCAGCUGUUUGGUGGCUCGCACAUCUAUAAGCGUGACACCUCUGCCAACAAGUUCAUCAAGCUCCAAGGCAUUGACAUCCUCAAGAUACGAAAGCCAAAUGAUGUUGAGACGUUCCGCAUCGACGGAGAAUCCUUCUUCGUCAUAGCAGACAGCUCCAAGGCCGGUUCCACCACCAUCUACAAGUGGAACGGCAAUGGCUUCUACUCUCACCAAUCACUCCACCCGUGGUACCGGGACACGGAUGUGGAGUACAUGGAGAUCUCUUCCAAACCCCACCUGAUCCUGUCCAGCAGCUCCCAGAGGCCGGUCAUCUACCAGUGGAACAAAAGCACCAAGCUGUUUGACCGACGCACAGACAUCCCGGAGAUGGAGGACGUCUACGCUGUAAAGCAUUUUCAGGACAAGACAGACCUCUUCAUCUGUCUGACGCGAUUCAUCGGCGACUCCAAAGUGAUGCGCUGGGAUGGGGCCCUCUUCAGAGAGUUGCAGACCAUGCCCUCUCGCGGCUCCAUGGUGUUCCAGCCCUUCUCCGUGGGCAGCUGGCAAUACGCCAUCCUGGGCAGCGAUUACUCUUUCACCCAGGUGUACCGCUGGGAUGCCAAGAAGGGCGAGUUUGUCCAUUUCCAGGAGCUGAACAUCCAGGCGCCGAGGGCCUUCUCUCCAGUCUCCAUAGACAACCGACAGUUCCUGCUGGCCUCAAGUUUCAAAGGGAAGACUCAGAUUUAUGAGCACUUGGUCAUUGAUCUGAGCAACUGAGCGAUUUUCUUGACUGAUUGUUUGAGUGUGUAGAGAUGGCUUUUGCAACAGAUCCGGUGCGGAACAACACUGAAAGUUGAUCCUAACUUGAGCAAGGCAGGCAUUACUCGUUUUUUUUUGGUUCUGUUUUUUUUUCUCCAAUGUUUCCAAUGCCAUCAGUGCGCUGUCCACGUGAAGAUAAACACAUGCAGCUCAACCGAAUAUAUUUGAUUGAGAUGCAUGUUGAGCUCAAUGCAUGCCUUUCAAGUUAGGAUUAGAUCCUGUAUGUUGUUAAGACAUUAGUGCAUGAUCUCCCACAGGCCAUCCCAUCCUGACGAACGCGGCAUCCAUGCUCAUUAAUCCAUUAACUCUCGCAUUGGCCAGUAGGUUAUUUUCCUGUGUCCAGCUUUUCAUGUGAUUCAGCAAUGUUUAUACAUUUGUAAUCUCAUAUAUUUAUCUACAGAAAGUGAUAACAAACUGGUACUUUUUAACCUAUUAACACGUUUAACGGAACAAAUCUGCCAAAAUGAAAUGUUUACAAUUUUUUUCUGUCUUUCCACUUGUAUGCUACGAGAUUUGUAAAUGAAGCUUUUGUAAGUUUAAGAGGGACCACACCAGUUAGAUACGUAUUUGUUAAGGAGAGUGAUUUAAAAUUUUGUUCCUAAUUUUGAAAACAUCAACAGAAAUGUUGUGCGAGAGUCUACCUGUGAAUCCUUGGGACUUACAUUUUUAUCGUCAAUGGUUUAUAAUGUUUAAAGUAUUGAACAGUUUUUCAUAAGAAGUAUGGAGAACAUUUUGGGCAAACUUGGAACUAUUUUCACACACUCAAAGGAACUGAAAUGAAAACUGAGGCUAUUGUUCAUAGUGCUUUACCUUUGACUAACGUGCAAAAUACAUCGAUUGUCUCAUGACUAGGAUUAAGUUAUCGACUAAUAUCAUGCUAUUUAGAGUCAAUAAAGGUUUACAUUAUUAAAUGUUGCAUCUCAUAUGAGCACUGGUGUAGCAUGACAUUGUUUCAUUGUAAGAUGCUGACACCAGGUCUUCAAAGCAAAACAACACACACUAUAACACAUCUACUUCGUUGCUUGAGGGAAACUGUCAUCUUGAAGCUAGCUGUGUAAUUCAGAAAUUAAAUAAAAAUAAAUACAAACAAAUAAAAUCCUUUUUAUUUUCUCCAACAAAGUGCACGCCUCAAUUCUACAAAGCAGCACAUUACAAUGUAAUGGAAUAAAUACAAUAAAAUCCGCUGAAUUAAAAAAAAAAAAAAAAAAGAAAGAAAGAAAAGAAAAGAAAAACACAAGCAAGGAGAUACACAAGUACCUGCAUAAUCACACCGGUGGCAGGACUAAAUCAGGUUCUUUAGAAAGGCUCCACCAGACAAACAGCCUCUUUCAUGGUGAUUGUUUGACUUUUCAUGCAUCUUCAGUCCUUUGGAUAAAGAUGUCCUCUCUUCCGCUUUCUAAAGAAAACCAAUUUAAACCCUGCUUGUUUGUAAUUGAGGACUACCAGACUAACACGAAAGAAAUACGGGUGCAUACUCUCAUGUUCAUACACAUCACCCUGGAAAACUUGUGCAACUGCAGCAGGAUCUCCAAAUCACCUUCCUUCUGCUGAGAGAAAAUAAAGUGAACACAUCUUCAGUUUUAACUGAAUUUACUACUCAAGUCUAUGUGGUGCAACUUAGUGUUUUUUUUUUUUUCCGUAGGCAAAUAAAAUAUAACAUAAAAGGCAAGGGAGCACAUCCCUUAAUAUUGAACAAAAUAAUUUAGUGCUCUUUAAAUAAAAUUAAAAACACUAUUUUCAUAUGGUGGCUCUUAAAAAAAAAAAAAAACAACCAAAAAAAAAA